AUGGGUGUAUAUUGGAGACGUUUGUACAAAGACGCGACGAGACGUACAUACAUGGGACAGCGAGCAGCCAAGCAUAAUGUGCAGGCGGGAGUUCGUCUCUAUCACCAAAGACAUCAUGCUCAUGCUAUCCAGAAAUGGCGUAGUGCCUUGAAUAGAUUGACAGAUGCUGAGGAUCGAUUUAUAACCUUAGGCUAUCUAGCUCAAGCCUACUGUGAUGGCGGAGAUUAUGAAGCAAUGCUUCACUAUGCUCAAUUACAAAUGGAAUUAGCCAAUAAUCGUAAAGAUGAAUAUAUGAAAAGUGAAGCUUUCCUGAACUUGGCAAAAGCCUACGAGCGACUAGCUGAUUUCAGCAAAGCCUUGUCCUAUGGUAAAGCCAGUCUUCAGCAUCCGAGUAUGGACCCGCGAACACCUGGUUAUGCUCAUUUAGCAAUUGCUAUGGCUCAUCUAGGUUUAUCACAGUUCCAAAAUGCCUUAGAAAGUUUUGAAAGCUCUAUGAAUGUAGCGAAUGAAACCAGCGAUAAACUAUUAGAACUACAAAUUUGCGUUGGUCUUGGAUCUCUGUUCACUUUAUUGAGGGAUUUGACGAAAGCCUUAAUAUUCUUGAGAAAUGCACUGAAUAUAGUUCAAUCGGUAACAGUUGAUGAUGUUCAUGCCAAGUAUAGAUGUGUCAUACUAUAUCAUUUAUCAGUAGCACUGCGUAUCAAAGGCAACCUCGGAGAAGCUCGGGAAGCAUGUGAAGAAGCAUCACAUCUUGCCUCAGAAUCUGGAAACCGAGCACUACAAGCCAGAUGCAUGUGCAGUCUGGCUGACAUCAACCGAGAGCUUGGAGAGUCAGAAGCUCGAGAAACUAUUACAAAAUCUUGGGCACGUUAUGAGGAUGCUUUUCGUAUAAUGAGACAGUCAAACGAUCGAAUGGGUGAAGUUUUGGUAUUGGCUAGUAUGGCGAAAAGUGCUUCUGAGAGCCGAAGCCAUUACACGGGACAAUGUGAAUGUCAGGCUAUUCAAUUGAAUAAAAAAUGUUUAGAAAUCGCUAAGAUACUCGGCUGCAAACAUGUAAUGUUGAAGUGUCAUAGUCGUUUGGCCGAGCUUUAUGCUCAAUUAAAUGAUGAAGAUAGUGAAGAGAUUGCUCGGAAAGCUGCGAGUCAGCUUACACAAGAAAUGGAAUUAUUUUGUAAUUUCUGUGGACAAAGAUAUGGAAUUAAAGACGAUUCACUUCAAGCCCUACGGUGCUCUCAUAUUUUUCAUGAACGAUGUUUACAUACUUACUUAUUGGAAAGAGAAGAUCAAACUUGUCCGAAAUGCCGAUGUCGGGCAGUUUUAUCAGAUAAUAUCUCUAUGAGAACUCCAAGCAUUUGCUCAACACUUGAUUUGAACUCACCGUCUACUUCUUUCCCAUUACAACCUGGGCCAUAUGGUGGUGUACGAACUCCAUUAGCUGAGGUUGCAGAACAGAUUGCUUCCGAUGCCACAUUAACAAGGAAUCAUAACUCAACAUUCAGACCAAAUGAUAAUGAUAGGACGUUAGAGAGGAAAAAGAAAGAACCAUCUAAACCACCCCCUCCCCCCAGGAAACCAUGUUGUAGCCAGGACAGCUUACCUGCUUCAUCAAUUGUUGGAAUGCCAUGCCCUAUGGCUUUACAAGAAAACGGUCCUUUAGUAUUCUCAAGAGCUCCAACAAUCACAGACGUUUAA
This is a messenger RNA of Auanema sp. JU1783, 1692 nucleotides long. The record is from the annotation of a GenBank genome assembly. NCBI's taxonomy places the organism in Eukaryota, Metazoa, Nematoda, Chromadorea, Rhabditida, Rhabditidae.